Molecule: messenger RNA, 855 nt
Organism: Anopheles maculipalpis
Lineage: Eukaryota; Metazoa; Arthropoda; Insecta; Diptera; Culicidae
Exons: 2
Coding region: 1-855 (284 amino acids)
Source: RefSeq, a predicted model, not a curated record
AUGUAUCCGAAGGAUCGGAACCUAUUAUGGGUCCUGCUAGUGACAGCAGGACACCUAUGGAUGGUGCGCGUCUGCAAAGCCUCCGAGCAUGUGGCCGGGCCGAUCGGCCGCAAGUUGAACCACGGACUAGGCGUCAUGCAUCACAACCAUCUCAUGCUGCACUCAGAUGGGUUGGGUGAGAGCGUAAAAUUCAGUGCCAACAGCGUUCCGCACGUGCCGUACUCAGGUCCAGCAGCCUGGCGUAUCUCGGCUACUGUCAGCACACCGCUGGCCAGCAGCUGGAAAGUACGGAAACCGCUCGCAAAACCUGCGCGUGGUACUGCUGGAGGUAGUCGGAGCCGCAUCAACAAUCGGUCAAUGACUCGCUUUUCUGAGGUCGAAAUUCCACCCGGAUUGGAGCAGCAACUUGACGCGCCGGAUCUGCAGAGGGUGCCGGAGACUGGCACAGCAGAAGAAACCGGGCUGGUGGAGCUGUACCGUAGUGCAGAAAGAUCGCGCGGGAUCGAGAACCUCUUCUGGAAGUACUUUGUCGAUAAUGAUGUUUCCGCCUCCGUUGAAGACGACGACACGGAUGAUGAGAGCGGCGGUAUCGGUGGAAUCGACAAGAACGCCUUGCAAACGGACGGUCAGGAAGGCGAUGAAUUGGAAAAGGGGGAGGAAGGGCGCAAGAAAAAGUUCCACCUGAAGAAGAAGUACAAAAAGUUUCUAAUACCGCUACUGUUGGCGUACAAGAUAAAGUUCCUUGCAUUGGUUCCGGCCAUCAUCGGUGGACUGAUACUGUUGGUGAAGUCAGCCGGGCUGGCUGGAUUCUUCUUCGCGCUCUUCACGGCCGUGGUCAGCUUGAAGAAGUACUAA